Dicentrarchus labrax (European seabass) is the source of this 3722-nucleotide messenger RNA. Its product is annotated as sodium- and chloride-dependent GABA transporter 2-like. Lineage: Eukaryota; Metazoa; Chordata; Actinopteri; Moronidae. Gene Ontology annotation, biological process: sodium ion transmembrane transport. The record is from RefSeq and is a predicted model, not a curated record. Gene Ontology annotation, cellular component: membrane. Bases 105 to 1895 code for a protein of 596 amino acids. The transcript has 15 exons.
UUUUUUAUCUGGAAUUACCUGGAUUUAGACUGUUUACCUGAUUGAACUGCCUUCCUGGUGCUGAACCUCACCUGCCUCACGAUUCUCACAGAAAACCUGUUCCGAUGCAUCCAGCAAGCAAACCGGAGAGGAAUCUGAUGAAAAAUAAUGUUCCAGCAAAGUAUGAUAGAGGACAGUGGGCCAACAAGAGGGAGUUCAUUUUGGCAUUAGUCGGAGAAAUCAUUGGUCUGAGCAAUGUCUGGAGAUUUCCAUAUCUGUGCUUCAAAAAUGGAGGAGGUGUUUUCUUGGUUCCCUAUGUUUUGGUCCUGUUCACCUGUGGAAUCCCCAUCUUCUUUCUGGAGGUGUCUCUGGGCCAGUUGACUGCUCAGGGUGGAAUUACAUGUUGGAGGAAAAUAUGUCCGUUGUUUGAAGGCUUAGGCUACGGCAGUCAGGUGAUUCUGCUAUACUAUGCGAUGUAUUAUAUUGUCAUCUUGGCUUGGGCCUCCUGCUACCUCUUCUCCACCUUCCACACUAUACUCCCCUGGGCCAGCUGUAAUAACACCUGGAACACAAAGGACUGUGUCGAUUAUAAACUGAAUCAUUCAUCUAAUGGCCACAUUUCUCAGAACGCAACAUCUUCAGUUGAAGAAUUCUGGCAGAGGAGAAUCCUAGGUUUGUCUGGAGGAAUUGAAGAAGUAGGUAGUAUCCGCUGGGACCUGGCAGGAUGUCUUCUGCUGAGCUCCAGCGCAGCCUCUUACUGUGUUUGGUCAACCUUCAGUUUUAUUUUAUCUAUACUGCUGCUUCUCUUUCAGGUUGUCUACUUCACAGCCACAUUCCCUUAUGUGAUGAUAUUUGCUUUUCUAAUCCGUGGUGUGACACUGCCAGGAGCCAGAGACGGUAUUAGAUUCUACCUCUAUCCUGACCCAGCACGUCUAACUGAUCCUCAGGUGUGGAUGGAUGCUGGGAGCCAGAUAUUAUUCUCCUUUGCUGUCUGCUUAGGCUGUUUGCAAGCCUUAGGAAGCUACAACAAAUACAACAACAACUGCUACAAAGAUGCAUUUGCCCUGUGCCUGUUGAACAGUGCGACCAGCUUUGUCUCUGGCUUUGCAGUCUUCUCUGUCCUCGGCUUUAUGUCUCAUGAGUUUGGUGUCAACAUCUCAACAGUAGCUGAAUCAGGUCCCGGCCUGGUAUUUAUUGCCUAUCCUCGGGCAGUAGCCAUGAUGCCUUUGCCCCAACUUUGGGCUGUGCUCUUCUUCAUUAUGAUAAUCUUCCUUGGACUGGAUAGUGAGUUUGUGUGUCUGGAAGGCCUGGUCACUUCCAUAUCAGACAUGUAUCCAUCCUUCUUUUUCAUGGGUCAUCGACGUAAACUACUCUCGCUGUUCAUCUGUGUUGUAUCCUUUCUGGUUGGUCUCUCUAUGGUCACUGAGGGAGGACUUUAUGUGUUUCAGCUUUUUGACUACUAUGCCUGCAGUGGAAUCCCAUUGAUGAUUUUUGGCAUUUUGGAGUGCAUUUGUGUAGGAUGGGUAUAUGGUGCUGAUCGUUACUACAAUAAUAUUACCGACAUGAUUAACUACCGCCCAUCGCCGUAUAUGAAAUACUGCUGGAGGUUCGUCACUCCAUGUGUGGCUACAGGCAUAUUACUCUUCUCUCUGGUCAAAUUCAACCGUCUGAGCUACAAUAACACCUACCAGUACCCCUGGUGGAGCCAUGUCCUCGGGCUGAUUCUUUCUUUCUCUUCAGUCCUCAUGGCACCGCUGUGGGUUCUCUACAGUCUGGCUGUAACUCCAGGAACACUGAGACAGAGACUGAAGGUGACAACGACUCCAGCAGAGGAACUGUUCAGAGCACCACCGAAAACUCUCAGGUCUGAAACCUGUCCUCCCAACGAAGAACACGAACUGUGUUCUUUGAACUAGUGCUGGGCAAUAUGACCAAAAAUGUGUAUCACAGUAUUUUUUAAGAUUCUGACAGUUUCACAGUAUAUUCCUUUUUUCUUUUUUUUUUUUUGCAUGACUGUACCUUUAUUUAGGUUUAUAGUGGAUUAUUCUACUGUCAGGAGUACAUAGACUAUAAAAACAGUUUAAUGCCAUCAUGUAUGUACUGAAAGCUUUGAUUACUAUAUGGUUUUCUUGGCCGAACCAAAUGAUACAAUAAAAUAACUAUAUGCAUGAAAUGGUAGCAGAAUAUAAACACGUUUAAACUGCAAUAUAGCAAAAACAGAAUUUGAAAAUAAUAAAUAAGAUAUGCCAACAACUUUGCCUCCCUUUCAAAAAAUAGUUGUAAAAACACUAUAAAGUAUACAAACAGAUAUUUCUUAAAUGUUCUAUUGCACAAGUAAGAAACAUGACGUGGCAGAUAGUUAGGUAACAAUGACUUACAGUAGUUGUUUUAGCGAUGUACCCGUAAGAAAAAUUCAUAUCAUUAAAACCGGUAUACUGGUUCAUCCAGUAUAUCAACCAGUACUCUGAAGAUGUGUAUAGAAACAUUGUUUUAUUUCACCUUUAACAAAGAAAGGAAUUAAUCAAGUAAUGUAAGUAUUAACUUCAUGUCCACUGUGGGUAAAAAUGAGGCAGUUCGAAUAAAAAAGGGAAAUAACUGACAAAAUCAAAUACUUUUUACAGGAAAAAAUCAGUUAAAACUACUUUACAGCUUUUUUCUGAACAUUUGCUAUAUUUACAAUUGCCUUACAAUUUAUUCAGCAUUAUUAACAAUUGCUGAAUUCAGAAAAAUCAUCUGCAGCCUCUACUGAGCUUGGCACAGUUCUCUGAUUUGUCCAGCAGAGGGAGAUAGAUGUUUGAUAUUAGAUCACAGAGGCAACUGUCCCAUCCAGUCAGUAGUUGUGAGGGGACACAUCUUAUUAUGUAUGUUAUCACAGAUCUCUACUUCAGUGGGUUUAUUAGUGGGUUUAUUUUGAUUGAAGUAGCCGACAUAUUGCUGGGUUUAUUCACUGUAGUUCUUAUCUGUUUUCUUGUACACAAACAGAUAUUUAAAAAUGUUAGAGGAUUAAAACAAAAGCCAUGUUACUGUAAACGGCGGGAAGAUAUACAGUAUUUUAGUUUUUGCUGAAAAAUGCGAAAGAUUCUUCCCAAAGGGUCUACUUUUAUGAAGGUGGACUUUUAGCACACAAAUACACUGAGAACCACAGACACAAAGUAUCUCACUUCACCUCUAGAGCCAGAUAUUAAUAGACUGUUGGCACAUUGCCUUUACUGUGCCAGAGGGACAAAAGAAGCAACCUUAAAAAAAGGAAAAAAUAUUAGUGCUUUGCAGUACUUUUAAAAACCACAGUAUACACAAUACAAUAAUAAUUAACACUUCCCAGGAGAUUCAGUCAGUAAAGCUUCAAAUACCUGCAUCUAUGGCAUCUGGCAUUGGUCAAUAUAGUAUACCACAAUGCUAUUUGACAAUAAGAGGAAAUAAUAAUAACAAAAUUAUAAAUAAUCAAGUAAAAAUCUAUUCAUCUACAAAAGUUUGCUUCCAUUACGUCAUUCUUCAUCAUGAAAGUGAACAAAAAAAUUACUGUAUGAUUCUGUAAAAUGCAUCAUUAAUCGGAAAUAUCUGAAUUUACAUAAACAUUUCCAAAAGGAUUGCAUUGACUUUUAUCUUGACUGUGUCUGUGGUAGGUAAAGUAGUUUAUGUAUUAUUGCCUUUUUGUACUAUUUCUUUUUAUCACAUUAGGUAUCGAGACCUUGACUGUUUUUAAAUGUGCUACAUUAAUAAACUGAUGUGCCUUUUCACUUUUA